AUGCUGAUUCUAGAGUUUCAUCCGCGUGGGCUGCUGGUGAAAGGUGAGACCUAUGCAGCCCGAGAGUGCUUGAAGGCCUUGGAAGGCCGUUGGGAUUCCUCCUUGAAGGCUUGGGUCUACGAGCACCGGCGGAAGAGGGAAGUGCUGGAGAAGCUCACCCAACUGGGCUUGGAGCUGCAGGAUCAUGCUCAGGCGCAGCGGGUUCCAGCGUGCGCUGCGCUGGGUGGAGUGGUGGAGUUGAGUUGGUGUGGAUGUCUCUUUUUGUUUGGAGUGGCUUGGGAACUUCCUGGUGGCAUUUAG
Molecule: messenger RNA, 300 nt
Organism: Durusdinium trenchii
Lineage: Eukaryota; Dinophyceae; Suessiales; Symbiodiniaceae
Source: the annotation of a GenBank genome assembly